GCUUUUUGUUCUUUGGAACAGUUUAUAAAAUCAAAGUGCCUCGGAAGCCGCUGCAAUUGCCCUGCAAGCUUCACGGGGUCCAAUUACCUUGUCAUUCUAAUUGCUCCGCCACAUCUGUGAAGCUGGACUGACUUCGCGUCGGAAAAGCGGUGAGGUUUGUUGAGCUUCAUAAAAAGUUGUUUUGCCGGUUUGAUUACUCUAGCUCCCGCACCUUCUCCGUACCUUACCGUGCUAAGCAUUCCCCCUUUCAACUCCGAUUUUCUUGCAGAACUCAGCAACUUCUCGAUGUUAACCAUGGCAUCCGUUCCUCCUGUCUACAUUGUCUCUGCCGUCAGGACUCCAAUUGGAUCCUUUUUAGGUUCCCUUUCGAGCCUCAACGCCACUCAAUUGGGCGGAAUUGCGAUCAAAGCUGCCAUUGAACGUGUCCCAGAAAUCAAGCCCGAGCAAGUCGAGGAGGUAUUCUUUGGCAAUGUCUUGUCUGCGAAUCUCGGUCAGAACCCGUCUCGCCAGUGUGCAAUUGCUGGAGGAUUGUCCGAAUCCACCGUGUGCACAACAGUCAACAAAGUCUGCGCUUCAGGCUUGAAGGCAAUUAUCCUCGGCGCCCAAACUAUCAUGACUGGCAAUGCCGACAUUAUUGUGGCUGGUGGCACCGAAUCAAUGUCCAACACACCGCAUUACCUCCCCAACCUUCGAACUGGGGCAAAAUAUGGUGACCAAACCUUGGUUGAUGGUGUUCUGAAGGAUGGCUUGACAGACGCAUAUGGCAAGAAAGAGCACAUGGGCAUGGCUGCAGAGGAGUGCGCUGUUGACCACAGUGUUACCAGAGAACAACAGGACGACUACGCCAUCAAGUCGUAUCAAAAGGCCCAAAAAGCUACUGAAACUGGAACUUUCAAGACAGAGAUUGUGCCAGUCGAAGUCAGCGGGGGCCGUGGCAAACCGAACAUCAAGGUCGACAAGGACGAUGAAGUGAAGAAUCUCAAUAUUGAGAAACUGAAGGCUAUGAGACCAGCCUUCCUUCCCAGCGGUGGAACCGUCACAGCUCCAAAUGCGGCUCCUCUGAAUGAUGGAGCUUCAGCACUCGUUCUUGUUUCCGAGGCUAAGUUGAAGGAACUUGGUCUUAAGCCAUUGGCUAAGAUUCUCGGGUGGGGAGACGCCGCUCAAAAGCCAAGCAAGUUCACUACUGCUCCGGCGCUGGCAAUUCCAAAAGCCAUCAAGCAUGCAGGGAUUGAUACAUCAAAGGUUGAUUUCUAUGAGAUCAACGAAGCCUUCUCCGUCGUUGCAUUGGCCAACAUGAAGCUUCUUGGAUUGGACGAGUCGAAGGUCAACGUCAACGGUGGUUCAGUUGCUAUAGGACAUCCACUCGGUUGCUCUGGUGCAAGAAUCACCACCACUUUGAUCAACGUAUUGAAACAACACAACGCAAAGAUCGGCGUUGUUGGUAUUUGCAAUGGCGGCGGUGGAGCUUCUGCGAUGGUCAUUGAGUCAUUACAAUAAUCAAUAAGUCUGCUUGUCAUCACUUACAUACCGCGUACCAGUAAUAAAGAAUUCCAUCAGAAGCUUGAAACUCCAUACUUUUCAAUGAAACCGGGGGUGGAUCCGGCGCCACUACAUGCAUCUCAAAUGGUAAUGGCGGACUGAAUCUUCUGACUGGAAGAAACUUCAAGUCACUGAUAAUCAAUGCUCAGCGAGGAGUGGAGUGGGAAGUGAGGGGAAAAUGGCAAAACUCUAGAAGAGAAACCGGGCGAACCGAUUUUUUUGUGAAACCUGCAACCUCAUGGAUCAACUUUAAUAAGUUUGGAUUUCUCUGUUCGCCCGGAGACUACUAAGGCUCUUUAUUUCUGAUCUUUGACGAGUCG
Hyaloscypha bicolor E is the source of this 1859-nucleotide messenger RNA. Its product is annotated as thiolase. Bases 286 to 1497 code for a protein of 403 amino acids. Gene Ontology annotation, molecular function: acetyl-CoA C-acetyltransferase activity. The record is from RefSeq and is a predicted model, not a curated record. Gene Ontology annotation, biological process: fatty acid beta-oxidation; ergosterol biosynthetic process. NCBI's taxonomy places the organism in Eukaryota, Fungi, Ascomycota, Leotiomycetes, Helotiales, Hyaloscyphaceae. The transcript is spliced from 4 exons.